Messenger RNA from Miscanthus lutarioriparius, 1617 nucleotides. NCBI's taxonomy places the organism in Eukaryota, Viridiplantae, Streptophyta, Magnoliopsida, Poales, Poaceae. The record is from the annotation of a GenBank genome assembly.
AUGGCGCGGCGCGAGGCGGCGAGGCUUCUCCGCCGCCUGGGCCCGCUCGCCGUCGAAUCGCCGACGCGAGGCAUGCCUCAUAGUCAACAUGAAUCCACAAACCGCAUUGUGAAUUCUUGUAGAAGAUUCCACUGGAUUCCCAGUCUACAGCGCCCUCUGUGUGGACCUACAACUAGUGGGGGAAUAUAUGAAGGUCAAAGCAGUGCUAACAAGGCUUGUGAAGUUCAGAAGCGCACAUUUGGUUCUGCUGCAACACACAUUCAGAGGAAUCCAGCCUAUUCAGAGCUGAACUCUGAUGAUGUUUCUUACUUCAAGAGUGUCUUGGGUGAAAAUGGUGUAGUUCAGGAUGAAGACAGAGUCGCAGUUGCAAAUGUAGAUUGGAUGGGUAAAUACAGGGGUGCAAGUCAGCUAUUACUUUUACCAAAAAAUACUACAGAGGUUUCUAAGAUUCUUUCAUAUUGCAACACCAGACGAUUGGCUGUGGUUCCACAGGGUGGCAACACAGGUCUUGUAGGUGGCAGUGUGCCUGUUUAUGAUGAGGUGAUUGUUGGCCUCGCAGGCAUGGACAAAAUCAUUUCCUUUGAUAAUGUAAAUGGUAUUCUUACUUCUGAAGCUGGUUGUGUGUUGGAGAAUUUAAGUAAGCUCGUGGAAAAUGAAGGGUUUAUUAUGCCACUUGACUUGGGAGCAAAAGGUAGUUGCCACAUUGGUGGGAAUAUUUCAACUAAUGCCGGUGGCCUGCGUUUCAUACGCUAUGGUUCACUUCAUGGAAGUGUACUCGGUCUUGAAGUUGUCCUGGCUGAUGGGACUAUCCUUGAUAUGCUUACUACUUUAAGGAAAGACAAUACUGGGUAUGAUUUGAAGCACUUAUUUAUUGGAAGCGAAGGCUCACUAGGAGUAGUCACCAAAAUAUCAGUACUUACGCCUGCAAAGCUACCAUCAACUAAUGUUGCAUUUCUUUCCUGCAAUGACUACAAAAGCUGUCAGAAAUUACUUCUGGCAGCAAGGAGGAGCUUGGGUGAGAUCUUGUCUGCAUUUGAAUUCAUGGAUCAUCACUGUAUUGAUCUGGCUAUGCGACAUGUGGAAGGAGUUCACAAUCCGUUACCUGCAUCACCGUACAAAUUUUAUGUUUUAAUUGAGACAACAGGAAGUGAUGAAUCAUAUGACAAAACAAAACUGGAAGCAUUUUUGUUGCGUUCAAUGGAAGAUGGUCUAGGUAUAUCAGAAGCAUCUGUCAAAGUUGGUGCUGUGUAUAAAUAUGACUUGUCCAUACCUGUAGAGAAGCUCUAUGAUAUUGUUGAAGAAAUGCGCUGCCGUCUUGGUGAUAGCGCAGAGGUAUUGGGCUAUGGCCACCUUGGAGAUGGGAAUCUGCAUUUGAACAUUGUAUCAAGCAAAUAUGACGACAAUACUCUUGGACGAAUUGAACCAUUUGUCUAUGAAUGGACUUCAGCACAAAGAGGAAGCAUCAGUGCAGAGCAUGGUUUGGGGCUAAUGAAAGCUGAGAAGAUUCACUACAGUAAAUCACCUGAAGCAGUGCAACUAAUGGCCUCCAUCAAGAAGUUGCUGGACCCCAAUUCGAUCCUGAACCCCUACAAGGUUCUGCCGCAGUCAGUACUGUAG